Dothidotthia symphoricarpi CBS 119687 is the source of this 1405-nucleotide messenger RNA. RefSeq names its product NAD(P)-binding protein. The coding region runs from base 46 to 1080 and encodes 344 amino acids. Gene Ontology annotation, molecular function: ketoreductase activity. The transcript has 2 exons. Gene Ontology annotation, biological process: fatty acid elongation. Gene Ontology annotation, cellular component: endoplasmic reticulum. Lineage: Eukaryota; Fungi; Ascomycota; Dothideomycetes; Pleosporales; Dothidotthiaceae. The record is from RefSeq and is a predicted model, not a curated record.
CUCUGUCUUCUCCGACGAAUACUAUUGCAUCUUCGUGAAACGGCCAUGGAUUUGCUUGCGAAGACCACCGAGUCUUUUGGUGUGCGCAUUGACGCCAGCAACUCCCUCAUUCAAGCUGCAGUCUAUGUUUUCCUGGUCGCUGGCAUAGCUGCAUUUGCGGCUCCUGUUAUCAGCACCAUCAGGGUGUUGCUCAGCUUGUUUGUUCUGCCGGGUAAAUCUCUCACCACCUAUGGCCCCCGCGGCACCUGGGCCCUCAUAACCGGCGCCUCUGAUGGCCUUGGCAAAGAGUUCGCCCUAUCCCUCGCAGCAAAAGGCUACAACCUCGUCCUUGUCUCGCGCACGCAAUCUAAGCUCGACACCCUCGCUGCCGACAUCUCCACCAAAUAUGGCCCCAAGGUCUCCACCAAAACUCUGGCCAUGGACUUCGCCCAGAACAAAGAUACAGACUACACCAGCCUGAAGAAGCUCAUCGACGGACUCGACGUAAGCAUCCUCGUCAACAACGUCGGCCUAAGCCACAGCAUCCCCGUACCCUUCGUCGAGACACCAAAACAGGAGUUGAACGACAUCAUCAUGAUCAACUGCAUGGCCACGUUGAGAGUCACCCAGCUCGUCACCCCCGGCAUGAUCUCCCGCAAGAGAGGCCUCGUCCUCACCAUGGCUUCAUUUGGCGGUUUCUUCCCAACACCGCUUCUCGCGACUUACUGCGGCAGCAAAGCCUUCCUGCAGCAAUGGUCCACCGCGCUCGGCUCCGAGCUCCAGCGCCACGGCGUCCACGUUCAGUGCGUCCAGUCGCAUCUCAUCACCACGGCCAUGUCCAAGAUCCGCAAACCGUCUGCGCUGGUGCCCAACCCGAAGCAGUUUGUCAAGGCCACGCUGGGCAAGAUCGGCCGGUCUGGAGGCGCGCAGAAUGUCGCUUUCACGAGCACCCCGUACUGGAGUCAUGGGCUGAUGCAGUGGUUUCUUUCGCGAUUCUUGGGCGAGAGGUCUAACCUCGUUGUCAAGGUGAACAGGGGUAUGCACGAAGAUAUUCGCAAGCGCGCGCUUAGGAAAGCAGAGAGAGACGCGAAGAAGCAAUAAGCACUUGAACGGGUUGGCACGUGGUGGUCGUUGGAAACCGAGAAGUAGGAAGUCAUGAUUGAGUUACGUGAACAAAGGUUACAACGAUGGUUCCAGCCGUACUAUGUUGGUAUGAAAUAGCUAGUCACCAAAAUAAUGUAUAUGUCAAAGUGAGAUAUGAACAUGAAUACCAGGCUCGGCGAACACACACAAACACCCAGCGACAUAGUCGUCCAAACAGAGCACGUAAUAAUUUCUCUCCCUCUCACUCACACUCCUCAACUCAACUCCACGCCACACGCCAAACACCACGUGUAUCCACAAUGCAACGACCGAGACACCUACC